AUGAUUGACUCAGUCAAAGUAAGAAGACAGUGCAUGCAGGAUUUCUACUCUCACUAUGAACAUCUUUGUGCUCUUCAAAGCUCUGUCCCGCUGAAAGCUGUGAAAGACAAUCUCAGUGAAGGUGCUCUUGAUCUAACUGUAGAUCGCAUCAAAGCUGCUGACUGGGCACCGCUUCUACAUGCUGUCAGGCAUGAUAAAACCCUUACUUCUAUUGCAAUAAGAAGUUUUCAUCAACAGGGUCUUGGAGAAUCAGGUGUUGAAAGAUAUAAGACUUAUUUCAGAAAGCGAAUUCCACCAAUUCGAUCAAAAGACUUGACUGGUCAACUGUGCAAGGCUGUCAAAGGCUGUCUGAGUAUAUCAGAUGUACUAAAAAACCUGGAACUGCAGGGAUUGCUUCUGAGAGAGAGAGAUCUAAUACUUUUAACAAAGGGAUUGGCCAAAACCUCAUCUCUGGAGAGUGUCUCCCUAGCCCACUGUCCAGUUGGAGAUGGAGGAUUAGAAACAAUCUGUCAGAGUGUGAAGAAUUCCGCUAGUAUCCGAUCCAUAAACUUCACAGGAUGUAGCCUUACCUGGCGAGGGGCAGAACAUAUGGCAAAUGUUUUAAAGCACCAGGCAAUGAAAAGACAUAAUGAAGCUUGGGCUGAGAGCCUACGUUAUAGGAGACCAGACCUGGAUUGUAUGACAGGAUUGAGGCGCAUUACUUUCAACUGCAACAUGCUUGUUGGAGAUAGAGGAGCCAGUGCCUUUGCAGAAUGCCUAGGAGAAGACCUGUGGCUGAAAGCACUUGAUUUGCAGCAGUGUGGAAUAUCCAACGAAGGAGCAAAGUCAUUAUUUGAUGCUCUUCAAGCUAACAGAACAUUAGUGGUACUUGACAUUAGAAAAAAUCCGUUAAUUGAUCAUGUUUUGGUGAAAAGCAUUAUUGAAAGGGUUCUUGCGAAUGGAAAUGGUGCCAAUUCAGAGUACAGAUGGCUGACCUCUCCAUCUUCAAAGGAUGCUUUGAAAACUAGACCAAAGAAAAGAACUAUUGUCUUAGGAAGUGGUCGAAAAGGAAAAGCUACUAUUCGUAUUGUUAUCUGGAAGCAGAGAGGAUUAACAUCUAAAAAGUCUGUGAGCCCUGGGAAAAGAAAUUCAUCUGUGAAAGAUAGUUAUUUGCCAAAACCACAACCACCAGGCACAAAAGGCUUCAUUCCUUGGCGCACUGCAGAACGUGCAAAGAGAUGCAGGGGUGCUCCGGUGGAUAGUACGCAAGAGUUACCAGUGAAGAUUCAGACAGAUAUUCCUGUGAAAGUGACAGUAGAAAGUGCUGCUACUUCUGAAACUGAAGAGACAGAAGAACUAGAUGAUAUUAUCCAUCAUCCUGUCUUGAAAAAAUCUUUAGAUAAAAUUAAUGUAACGAAGUAUCAGCAAUUACAGCUCGAACUGGAAGAAUGCCUGCUAAAAUUAAAGGAAGAAAGAAGAGCCAGAGUAAAGGCUGAGGAACGGAUAAUGGAGCUGGAAGUUGAAAAUGCAAGAUUGAGGAACCUGAACACCUCCCUGUCUGAGGUUCUUCAUGCACAGUCAGCAACCAAUAUGAUUUUGGAAGAUGAAGGUGUUCUAGGCAGCAUUGAGAAUUCUUUCCAGAAGUUUCAUGCCUUUUUAGACCUCCUUAAAGAUGCGGGACUUGGGCAACUUGCUGCAUUAGCUGGGAUAGAGCAGUCAGAUUUUGGUCUAUUGGGCCAUCCACAAAUGAAUUCUACUCUUACUAAACCUGUUAAGAUGCAAAAGGAGAAAUCAUUUGAAGAAGAAAGACAAGAACAUACCCAGAAUAGUAAAGUGUUACUAGAAGCGCAGAAAGAACUGGUGGACUACAAAGGACUUGGUAUUAGUGUUCUUGAAAUGAGCCACCGUACUUCGGAUUUCACAAAAAUUAUAAAUAAAGCUGAAAGUCUCUUGCGUGAAUUGCUAAAUAUACCUGAAAACUACAAAGUUAUUUUUCUCCAAGGAGGGGGAUCUGGUCAGUUCAGUGCAGUCCCCCUCAAUCUCCUUGGUCUAAAGGAGGGAAGACAUGCAGACUAUGUGGUUACUGGAGCUUGGUCAGCAAAAGCAGCUAAAGAAGCAGAGAAGUAUGCCAAAGUGAACAUUGUCCAUCCUAAACUGGGAACCUAUACAAAAAUACCUGACCCAAGCACUUGGAAUCUUAAUCCAGAUGCGUCUUAUGUGUAUUACUGUGCUAACGAAACCGUUCACGGGGUAGAAUUUGACUUUGUACCUGAUGUCAAAGGAGCAGUUUUGGUUUGUGAUAUGUCAUCAAACUUCCUGUCCAAACCUGUGGAUGUUUCCAAGUUUGGUGUGAUUUUUGCUGGUGCUCAGAAGAAUGCCGGCUGUGCUGGGGUUACUGUUGUAAUAGUCCGCGAGGACUUGCUGGGAUUUGCACUGAAAGAAUGCCCUGUAGUACUGGAUUACAAAACACAAGCAACAAAUGGCUCUUUAUAUAACACUCCACCAUGCUACAGCAUCUAUAUAAUGGGAUUGGUACUGGAGUGGAUAAAGAAUAACGGCGGGACAGCAGCUAUGGAUAAACUUAGCUCAAUCAAAUCACGAAUGAUUUAUGACAUUAUAGACAAGUCUAAUGGAUUCUAUGUAUGCCCAGUGGAGAAAAAGAACCGAAGCAGAAUGAAUGUCCCCUUCCGCAUUGGCAGUGUCCAGGGGGAUGAAGGCCUGGAAAAGAAAUUCCUUGAGAAAGCCAUGGAGCUUAACAUGAUAUCUCUGAAAGGACAUCGAUCUGUGGGAGGAAUCCGUGCCUCUUUGUAUAACGCCGUGACGGUAGAAGAUGUUCAGAAGCUGGCAACGCUCAUGAGAAGCUUCAUGCAGACACAUCAGUCAUAAAGGCUCAUGAGUUGGAUCCUUGCUGCACAUCUG
Molecule: messenger RNA, 2898 nt
Organism: Tinamus guttatus (white-throated tinamou)
Lineage: Eukaryota; Metazoa; Chordata; Aves; Tinamiformes; Tinamidae
Source: RefSeq, a predicted model, not a curated record